This is a messenger RNA of Notolabrus celidotus (New Zealand spotty), 1019 nucleotides long. Its product is annotated as chymotrypsin-like protease CTRL-1. The record is from RefSeq and is a predicted model, not a curated record. Gene Ontology annotation, biological process: proteolysis. The transcript is spliced from 7 exons. Lineage: Eukaryota; Metazoa; Chordata; Actinopteri; Labriformes; Labridae. Bases 48 to 833 code for a protein of 261 amino acids. Gene Ontology annotation, molecular function: serine-type endopeptidase activity.
CCAAACAGCUAAGACCCAGGGAAGAGAAACACAGCUGAGACGUGACCAUGUUUUUGCUUGUCAGUUGCUUGGCUCUUGUGGCCUCCACAUUGGGCUGUGGAUCACCUGCUAUCAGGCCCCAAGUGAGCGGAUACAACAAGAUUGUAAAUGGGCAGAAUGCUGUUUCUGGGUCCUGGCCCUGGCAGGUGUCACUUCAGGAUGGUAGUGGAUUCCACUUCUGUGGAGGAUCCCUGAUCAGCCAGUACUGGGUUGUCACUGCUGCUCAUUGCCGUGUGUCUCCAAGAAGCCAUCGUGUUAUCCUGGGAGAGCAUGACCGUCAGUACAACAGUGAGCAAAUUCAGGUCAAGUCAAUCUCCAAGGCUAUCACUCACCCCUACUACAACAGCCAGAACUUCAACAACGACAUCACCCUCCUGAAGCUGUCAUCCCCCGCACAGAUGACAUCCCGUAUCUCACCUGUGUGCCUGGCCUCCUCCAGCACCAGCAUCCCCUCUGGAACCACAUGUGUGACCACCGGAUGGGGCAGAACUGGCCAAACCUCAAGCCCCCGCUACCUCCAGCAGACUGCCUUGCCUCUGCUUAGCCCUGCUCAGUGCAAGGACUACUGGGGUUACAAUAGAAUCACAGAUGCCAUGAUCUGUGCUGGUGCUUCUGGAGUGUCUUCCUGUCAGGGUGACUCUGGUGGCCCUCUGGUCUGUGAGAACGGUGGAGUGUGGUCCCUCGUGGGUAUUGUGUCCUGGGGCACCUCUAACUGCAACGUGCGCACCCCUGCCGUGUACGCACGUGUGUCCUACCUGCGCAGCUGGAUUGACCAGACUGUUGCUUACAACUAAUGUGCAAACACACAAAACCUGCAACCUACAAGUGCAUGUUUUCCUACAGUUCACAAUGCUGUUCCUCAAUGUGAUCAUUGUGUGACGCAUGCACAAAGAUGCUGACUUUGUUUUAAAGCAACUGCUCACUGUACUUUGGUGCAUUCAAGAGGGUGAUGCAUAAAAAGUAACUCUUAAAAACACCAA